AUCGGAUUCAUACCCUUCCUCACACCCGUCUCCCGCUACAAUGCGUUCCAUUCUUUUCCUCCUCGCCUUCAUCUCCUCCGUUUUCGCCUACUCGAUUACCAGCCCGAACAGUAACCAAGGGUGGACUAACCAAGGUGCUCAGCUCCUUACCUGGACACGCGUCAACACCGACAGACUGAACUUUACCGUCGUACUCACCAACCAGAACAUCACAGGCUUCCAACCAGUGGUUCUGGCGACGUCGGUGGAUGGAACUCUGGGCUCUGCGCCCAUGAACACCCCAAGCGGAGGGUGGCCCUCCCCAGGGGGCAGCUUCCGAGUUAACCUCGUUCAAGAUGCCAACAACCUGGACGCCAUCCUGGCCCAGUCGAACCAGUUCAACAUUACUCAAGGAACGUCCACCAUCUCGUCUUCGUCCACCAAAGGUUCCACCACGCGCUCUGCCAGUUCUGCCACCGGUUCUACCACAGGUUCCGCUACGGGUUCCGCCGAUUCAAGUUCCACCCAAACUUCAACGAGCAAAUCUAACAAUGCCGUUAAAUCGGAGUUCACCAUGUCAAGUUUGCUCGCGUUCAUCUCCAUGAUGGGAUUCGUCCUCUCAUAAUGGGACAACACCAGACCAUGGAGAGGAUGUCUGCGAAGGAAUGACGGACGAGGGGUGGCGGCGGUUACGUGGCAAGUGGUAUGAAAGCGAACGGUGUAGGCGAGGGCGUUGGCCGAUUACCACUGCAAAGGACUCUGGGAUGUCGGAGAUGUAGUUUUGGACUUUUAGACUAUUUACUAUACUAUACUUACUUUGUUCACGCACUCACGGAUAUUUUUGAAUACCAGCUAGGAGUGAAUGCCGUU
Messenger RNA from Laccaria bicolor S238N-H82, 849 nucleotides. RefSeq lists its product as uncharacterized. Lineage: Eukaryota; Fungi; Basidiomycota; Agaricomycetes; Agaricales; Hydnangiaceae. Bases 41 to 604 code for a protein of 187 amino acids. The transcript has 4 exons. The record is from RefSeq and is a predicted model, not a curated record.